Trichosurus vulpecula (common brushtail) is the source of this 1578-nucleotide messenger RNA. It is a transcript of the gene KRT79, whose product is annotated as keratin 79. Gene Ontology annotation, molecular function: structural constituent of skin epidermis. Gene Ontology annotation, cellular component: keratin filament. The coding region runs from base 1 to 1578 and encodes 525 amino acids. The record is from RefSeq and is a predicted model, not a curated record. The transcript has 9 exons. Gene Ontology annotation, biological process: keratinization; intermediate filament organization. NCBI's taxonomy places the organism in Eukaryota, Metazoa, Chordata, Mammalia, Diprotodontia, Phalangeridae.
AUGAAGGCCUCCAUGUCUCGCCAGACCUAUAACACCAAAGGGGGCUUCAGCUCUUCCUCGGCCUGUGGCAGCCGUGGUGUGGGUGGCACUCACACCCACACCACCGUCAGCUCCAUGACAGUGUCCAGAGGUGGGAGCAGGCUUGGGGGUAGCCCCAAGACUAGCUUUGGCAGCCACAGCCUCUACAAUUUGGGUGCUAACAAGAGCAUUUCUGGCAGUGUGGUUCAGAGGGCUGGUAGCUUUUUAGGUCUCGGCACCAUGAGGUCAAACUUUGGGGCCUCCUGCCCCUCUGGAGGCAUCCAGGAGGUGACUGUCAACCAAAGCCUGCUAACUCCCCUUAAUGUGGAGAUUGACCCAGAGAUUCAGAGGGUGAGGAUGCAAGAGCGGGAGCAGAUCAAGACCCUCAACAACAAGUUUGCCGCCUUCAUUGAUAAGGUACGAUUCCUGGAGCAGCAGAACAAGGUAUUGGAGACCAAGUGGGCCCUACUUCAGGAGCAGGGCCAGAGCACCAAGCUUCCUGAGGGUCUGGAGCCAUUCCUUGAAUCACAAAUAAACAAGCUUAGCAGACACCUGGAUACCCUGAAGAAUGAGAAGGAGAAGCUGGAAAAUGAGCUAUGUAAUGUGCAGCAAGAUAUGCACAACUUUAAAGACAAAUACGAAGAAGAAAUCCACAAGCGAACAGAAGCAGAGAAUGAAUACGUUGUCCUCAAGAAGGAUGUUGAUUCCCAGUACCUAACAAAUGAGAGUCUCGGGGCCCAGGUCUCAAUACUGACUGACUACGCGAAAUUUAUUGAGGUUUUCUAUGAUGCGGAGCGGGAAGGGACCCACACCCAUACUUCUAAUACCAAUGUUGUCCUGUCCAUGGAUAACAAUCGAAACCUGGAUCUGGACAGCAUCAUCGCUGAGGUAAAAGCCCAUUAUGAGGAGAUCGCCAAGAAGAGUCGAGCAGAAGCAGAGUCCUGGUACCAGACCAAGUAUGAGGAGCUCCAGGUGACAGCUGGGAAGCAUGGGGACUGUCUCCGGGACACCAAGAAUGAGAUCGCUGAGCUCACCCGUGUCAUGCAGAGACUGCAGGGGGAGAUCGACUCAGUAAAGAAGCAGUGCCAGGAGCUGCAGACAGCUAUUGCCGAUGCGGAGCAGCGUGGGGACAUGGCCAUCAAAGAUGCGCAGAAGAAGUUGGGAGACCUGGAAAAGGCCCUCCACCACAACAAGGAAGAGCUGACCAAGCUUCUGCGGGAUUACCAGGAGCUCAUGAGCAUCAAACUGGCCUUGGAUAUGGAGAUUGCUACCUACAGGAAGCUGCUGGAGAGCGAGGAGGGCAGAAUGUCUGGAGAGUAUCCCAAUGCUAUUAGCAUUUCUAUGACCGGCAGCUCGACUACCGUGUGUGGUGGGGGCAGCCAGGCAGUUGGCAGUGGCAGCUUCGGGGGUGGGUUGUCCUUGGGCAGCGGUGCUGGAGGAGUGAAGGGGAGCUAUGGCUCUUCCAGUGGCUACACCAAGGCGGGGCCUAGUGCUGGAGGAACCUCCAUCUUGAAGAAGAGCACAAGUACCACGAUCAAGUCAUCCAGCCGGAGAUAUUAA